GGCCGGUCGAGAGUCCCGGGCUGAUUUGUAGUCCCAGUCCGCUCCUGCUUGGAUGAUUAUAAGACAAUUUCGAAAACUCCACAUUUUGUUGCCUUUUUUGCAGGAUGCUGCCAUUAGACUGGUUGUGAUUGGCCAGGCUGCUCAUCAUCAUAUAGAGCCGUUCUGUUUACUGACCGGGUAUCCUUAUGAAAUAUAUGUGGACCCCGAGAGGAUCAUUUAUCAAAAGCUGGGGAUGAAGAGAGAGGAGAAAUGUACAGACUCAGCCCAACCCAGUCCCCAUGUGAAGUCUGGUGUCUUUAUGGGGCAAGUGAAGAGUGUAUGGAGGGCCAUGACUAGCCCUGCAUUCGACUUCCAGGGUGACCUACAUCAACAAGGUGGAGCCAUCAUCGCAGGACCAGGCUCUCAGGUUCAUUUUUCCCAUUCUGACAUGAACCGCCUGGACCACAUGCCCAUUAACUGGCUCCUGCAGCUCGCAGGGGUUCAACAGACUCUGGACUUCAGUGAUAAGCCAACAAUCAUUCAUGUGUAGCCAGCUGGUCUGCUUGAAAGCAUGCUUCAUUCUUCAUCACUGUUUGGGCAUCAUCAUUUUAUAAAACAUAGUUGUGUCUCAGUUAUACUCAGUCUGUUUGUUUUUUUAAUCAAGUCUGUACUUGCUCUUCUGCUCUCCCAAACAUAUUGGAUAGGUGAGGUCUGAAACACAAGUCUUCUCUAAAACUCUUGGCUUUAUUCAAGGUCUUCUUAGUAUUUCCAGAGCUUCUCAUGUGCUGAUGAAGGUGAAAGCCAGUAAAUGAACUGAGCAAAGUUGUUCUGCCAAUGAAGAACAUGUAAUGUUGUUUGAGAA
Notothenia coriiceps (black rockcod) is the source of this 841-nucleotide messenger RNA. It is a transcript of the gene prxl2c, whose product is annotated as peroxiredoxin like 2C. The transcript is spliced from 5 exons. Lineage: Eukaryota; Metazoa; Chordata; Actinopteri; Perciformes; Nototheniidae. The record is from RefSeq and is a predicted model, not a curated record. The coding region runs from base 53 to 529 and encodes 158 amino acids.